Messenger RNA from Pyricularia oryzae 70-15, 366 nucleotides. RefSeq lists its product as uncharacterized. The transcript has 3 exons. The record is from RefSeq and is a predicted model, not a curated record. Lineage: Eukaryota; Fungi; Ascomycota; Sordariomycetes; Magnaporthales; Pyriculariaceae. Bases 1 to 366 code for a protein of 121 amino acids.
AUGUCAAUUCUCUGGCCUCUAUCUGUAAACCUCGAAAGCACUGAGCAGCUGCACUCGGCUCUAACUAUCAACUAUCAAGCCAGAAGUGCGGACCCCGUCACCGCGCGUCGCGUUGCCCGGUACAGCCCUUGCAGCCCCAAGACGCCGGAACGCAGCUCGGCGAGCUAUGUAUUAACAACCGCCAACGGGUCCCCCAGGCGCACGACGUCACUUGUUCUCGCUCCUGGAUUGCGUGGCCCGGUCUUUGACAUUGGUGCGGGCCAGCAAGGUGUCCCGGAGCUCUGCAGUGCCUUGAUUUUGGAAGAAGUGGUCAAGGACAAUAACCCUUGCAAACUCGUUGGAUGGGAUUUGUACACACGCUCUUGA